Messenger RNA from Helianthus annuus (common sunflower), 2454 nucleotides. RefSeq names its product protein FAR1-RELATED SEQUENCE 5-like. The coding region runs from base 1039 to 2352 and encodes 437 amino acids. Gene Ontology annotation, biological process: regulation of DNA-templated transcription. Lineage: Eukaryota; Viridiplantae; Streptophyta; Magnoliopsida; Asterales; Asteraceae. The transcript is spliced from 3 exons. The record is from RefSeq and is a predicted model, not a curated record. Gene Ontology annotation, molecular function: zinc ion binding.
GAGGAGUUUUAUGUUCACCACACACCCAAUGGCACUAGAAUGUGGUGUCCUAAUGUUCCUAUUGUUUUAAAGCCUGUUGUUGGUUCUGUAUAUGAAACGUGGAACAACGUGUUCAGUAUGUACAAGGACUAUGCUGUUUAUUCUGGGUUUUCUAUUCGUAAGGGGCAAACCAAGAGAUGGAAGGGUUUUGUCACUCACCAGUACAUAAGGUGUACUAAAUAUUCAAAACCACAAAUUAGGCGUAAAACUGAUACCUUGGAGGAGUCAACCUUGACUAUUAGGCAAAGUAAUUUCACAGUGACAGAUUGCAAGGCUAGUAUACUUGUUAAGUUUACUGAGGGCAGCUCUAUGUGCACAGUGGUAGGGUUCCAUGAGCACCACAAUCAUCCCUUUGUUGAGCGUUUUAAUCGUGAUCUAAGUAGGAUUUCAAGGAAACUACCCUUUACAUCCAAACAGUUUAUCCAUAACAUGAGUUUGAACAGAAUUGGUCCAAUUGUUUCUCACAGAGUUUUAGUGUCCCUAAUGGGUGGACAUCACAACGUACGUGGGACGCCAACUGACUUUAAGAACUGGAGCCAGUCGGUUAGGCUUUAUAUUGGUGGCCGUGAUGCGCAACUUGUUAUAGAUCGUUUGAAAGAAAGAUCGGAGAGCUUACCAGACUUUUACUAUGAGUUUGUGGUUGAGAAAGGGCAAUUGAGGUCGAUUUUUUGGGCAGAUGAAAUUUCCAAGAUAAACUACGAGGUGUUUGGUGAUGUGUUAGCUUUUGAUGCGACUUAUCACACUAACAAGUAAGGUUUUGCAAACUGGCACUUUUUCCCCCUUUAACAUAUUAUUACCUUUUGUUUUUUUUCUUUGUCAUGCAGGUACAACAUGAUUUUUGUUCCUUUCACUGGUGUUGACAAUCAUAAAUAAUGUGUAACAUUUGGUGCUGGCUUGUUAUUCAAUGAAACCAUCGAGUCUUACAAGUGGUUACUUGAAUCAUUUCUGAAGGCACACAAGAAGCAACCAAAGUUAGUUCUGACGGACCAGGACCCUUCAAUGAAAGCUGCCAUUUCAGAGGUUUUCACAGACGCUCGGCACCGCCUUUGCAUGUGGCAUAUUAUGAAAAAACUUCCAACCAAGAUUCAUGGAGACCUAUUACAAAACUCUGAGUUAAGGGCAUUGAUGCAUCGUUUGGUGUGGAGUAUUCACAUGAAACCAUCUACAUUUGAGACGCGUUGGCAACUUUUGAUGGAGGAAUAUGGGUUACAAGAUCACGACUGGUUGAAUGAUAUGUACUCAAUUAGGGACCAAUGGGUACCUGCCUACUUCCGUGAUAUCCCAAUGUGUUGUCUCAUGAAGACCACAUCAAGAUGUGAAAGCUCUAACUCAAGCUUCAAGGUCAACUCUACUAGUGCUAACACACUAGUUCAGUUCAUGCUAUGUUAUGAAACUAAGAUAGACAAUCAGUGUUACAGGCAACGUGUUGCAGAGUUUAAAACCUCAUCUAGUGUAUUCAUGGAUAGUACUGAUUUAGCUAUCGAGAAGCACGCUUUUGAGCUGUACACACAUGCAAUUUUCACAGAGGUAAGAAAAGAGAUAUACAAGGGGAAGUUGUUUUGUUACAUUAUAAACAUGGAGGAUUGUGAUGAUGUUCGUGUUUACUAUGUGAAUCAGUUGGACAAGCGAAGCAGUGCAACCAACACAUUCACGGUUAAACUUGAGUUGAGAAAUCAGUCGGUCUCUUGUUCAUGCAACAACUUCAUCCGUAUUGGAUAUCUGUGUAGGCACAUCUUUUGUGUUUACCGGGUAAACAAUAUUGAAAAAAUCCCUGCCCAGUUUGUUGUUAAGCGUUGGACUAGGGACGUGCUUCCCAAAAGUAUAUUUUCUAUUGAGCGUCGAUAUGGCGUUGACACCCGUCCACAAGCUGCUGCGAGAAAUCAGAUUCUUGAGAUUGUAACCGAAUGCGUAGACGCAUUAAGAAGUGAUGUUGGAGGACUUUCUACUUUUGCUGAGCAGAUAAAGGAACUGAAAUCGAAGUUACUAAAUGGAGGACCAGUUGAUGACGAAGCCAAGAAUGAUAACUAUGCUGCUGUUGAAGAAUUGCUUGGUGUUUCUUUAGAUGGGGACGUAACUCUCAACAAUCCAGACGGGAUCAGGAACAAAGGAUGUGGCAAACGUCGACGAGUGUCAAGAGCACCGCAGGAUGGAACGAGCAACUCUGCUGUCAAACCUCCCAAAACACCAAGGCUUUACCGAACAUGUAUGAAGUACGUGACUGGGCAUGAUUCAAGAAAUUGCAAGAAAAAGAAGAAGAAUAAAUCGGGUAACGAGGAUGAGGACUCAAGCUCUGCGAGUCAGGAGUCCACUUGAUUUGGUAUUUAUUUUGAUGUGCGUGCUGUGCGUGUUUUGAAAACUUGUAUGACGCCAGCUUUUUGGUCUCCAUUUUAGUGGAGCGGAACUAAACUUUGAUCA